Molecule: messenger RNA, 1845 nt
Organism: Echinococcus granulosus
Lineage: Eukaryota; Metazoa; Platyhelminthes; Cestoda; Cyclophyllidea; Taeniidae
Product: Protocadherin-8
Exons: 1
Coding region: 1-1845 (614 amino acids)
Biological process (GO): homophilic cell-cell adhesion
Cellular component (GO): plasma membrane
Molecular function (GO): calcium ion binding
Source: RefSeq, a predicted model, not a curated record
AUGCGGUGGUACCCACUCCUCCUCACCCUCUUCCUCUUUCUCACCCUCCUGACAUUAACGAAGGGCGAGUUGUAUAGCUUCCAAAUGCCCGAAGAGGUUCCCACCAACACCGUGAUUGCAGACCUUCCCAGCCUUUUCAAUAUUCCUUCCAUGAAAGAUUCGCCUAAUGUCAAUUACCGAUUCAAAAUUCUCACUCCUAACCCCAUCUACCACCAAAUGUUCGCAAUUGAUCAGCGCACGGGAACCUUGCGUACCAACGGUCCAAUAGACCGUGAUCAGCUAUGCCAACGGGCAGAGCUCUGCUGCACGAUGAUGAUAGUGGGUCAACACGAUACAACCAGCACUCACGAUGUCAAGGUGGUGGGAAUGGAGGCUCUGCAGUCGAAACUGGGGAACCACAUAAUUUCCACAGGACUGAAAUGCAGCUUGGACUUUCGUAUCGCCUUCAGUUCGAAGCCUACCGGAUUUCCCACUUCCUUCGCUUCCAUUCACAUUGAUCUUUUGGAUCUUAAUGACAAUGCUCCUAAGUUUACGGGCCUAACAAGCGCACAAAUCUCGCGGAACUACGAUGGUAGCCUAAUGUAUAUUGCUUCCAUUCCGGAGGGUGCACACAUCGGCUUUCAAUUACCACUUCCCUUGGCCCAAGACGGUGACGCUGGGUCGUUUGGUGUUCAAGGCUACAAGCUAGAAGAACCAUCUAGUCAAAUGCGAUUGGAGAUGGACCCUCGUUUAAUCUACACUUUCCCCUUUGAGCUUAUUUUACCACGUCGUGACGAUGGGGUAAUACUACCGAAGCUGGAAUUGCGUGAGCCUCUUGAUUAUGAAAAACGACAAGACUACUAUAUAACACUCGUUGCCUUUGAUGUUGAUCAACACUUGCCACAUUCGGCUGAAAUUCUCGUUCGAGUUGAUGUGCUAGAUGAGAAUGAUAACCAGCCCAAUGUGAGUGUCCGUACCCGUCUGCAGGGCAGUUUCGACGCCUUAACUGCGGGUAGUGGGCGUGCUCAAAUCCACAUUCGUGAGGAUACACCAGUUGGAACAUUGUUGGCCAACUUUGAAGCUAGAGACGCAGACAGUGGGGAGAAUGGUAGGGUCACUUUUGCUUGGGCAGAAAUCAUUCCACCAAGAGUUCAGCGCCUCUUUGAUCUUAAUCCCACGUCUGGAGAACUUCGUCUUGCUGAUCGUCUGGACUACGACACUCUGUCUAAGUCGUCGUCAAAUCAAGGCUUUGAAGCCUACAAUCUUGUGGUCGUUGCUUCAGACGAUGGCAAGCCGAAUCGGCUCUCCACAUCUGCAAGUAUUGUUAUUGAGUUAGUGGAUGUGAACGACGAGGAGCCGAAAAUUACUCUAAUGGAUCUGGCUAACCGCAGUCCCACGCAGUUGGAGGUAUUGGAGAAUGAAGAAAGGGACACCUUUGUGGCUUUGGUGACUGUGCAGGAUCUGGACGGUGCAAACGGACCGAAUGGACAAUUUUACUGUACUAUAAAUAGCACUUUCUUUCGUCUGAUCGCUGCAGACACCUUCGCGGGACAUAAAGUGCCGCCACUGCCAGGAAUACUGUCAACAGAGCAUGAGGAAUUGGCCUUCACAGAAGGUCACAGCUCUGUUUUCGGUGCUGGGAGAGCUGAAUUCCAGUUAGUCACAACCACCAGCUUUGACCGAGAGCAGACUGCAGUCCACUUCGUGGCCAUACGGUGUCAAGACAGGGGAUCACCUUCGUUAGAGAGCCAGGUUGGUUGCCACCUUUUGGCACAAAUGUCAUUUAAAUGGAUUCUCCAUCCAACUGAAAUGCACUUAUUUGAACUAUUAAAAGUAGUGGGGAGGAGUAGUAAGAGCCGUCUUUAA